Molecule: messenger RNA, 1889 nt
Organism: Microcebus murinus (gray mouse lemur)
Lineage: Eukaryota; Metazoa; Chordata; Mammalia; Primates; Cheirogaleidae
Gene: RIPK3
Product: receptor interacting serine/threonine kinase 3
Biological process (GO): protein phosphorylation
Molecular function (GO): ATP binding; JUN kinase kinase kinase activity
Source: RefSeq, a predicted model, not a curated record
GAGGCGCUUCUAGGGGAAGGAAGUUGUUCAGUCACUUGGUGUAGGGGUGUCGGCCUGACCCGGGAAGCGGAAUCCCUGCCUUGGUCUAGAGAUUGACUGAGACCCUUUCCCCUUCUCUGCCAAAACCGCCCAGCCUCCAUCGGUGAGGCUUGCAGCUUCCAGAAGUCCCUCGUACCUUCCAACCUAAUGUUUUCGGUCAAUUCACGGUCCAGUGGCGGCUCCGUCCCCCUGGUGUCCCACGAGGAAUUGGAGAAUCCGAAGUUGGUCGGGCGAGGCGGGUUCGGCGCGGUGUUCCGGGCGCAUCAUAGGUUGAGACGCUGCGAUGUGGCAGUCAAGAUCGUGAACUCGGAGGGUAUACGCAGGGAGGUGAAGGCCAUGGCAAACCUGCGUAGCGAAUACGUGCUGCUUCUCCUGGGGGUCACCGAGAACCUGGAGUGGGACGGCGAGUCCCGGCCGGGUCUGGUGACUGAAUUCAUGGAGAACGGCUCCCUGGAGGGGCUGCUACAGCCCCGUUGCCCUCGGUCCUGGCCGCUCCGCUACCGAGUGCUGCAGGAAGUGGUGCGCGGGAUGUGUUACCUGCACAGUGAAAAUCUCCUGCACCGGGACCUCAAGCCCUCCAACGUCCUCCUGGACCGAGAUCUGCGCGUCAAGCUGGCAGAUUUUGGCCUGUCCACAUUUCAGGGAGGCUCAUGGUCAGGGGCAGGGUACACCAAGCCAGGGGGCACCCUGGCCUACUUGGCCCCAGAACUGUUAGCUAAUGUAAACCGGAAGGCCUCCAAGGCUAGUGAUGUCUACAGCUUUGGUAUCCUCAUGUGGACAGUGCUAGCAGGAAAAGAAACUGACAUGGUGUCCCAGACAUCACUAGUGUGUGAAGCAGUCUGUGAGAGGCAGAUCCGGCCUACAUUGGCCGACCUGCCCCCAUGCGGGCCUGAAACUCCUGGCUUAGAAGGACUGAAGGAAUUAAUGCAGGACUGCUGGAGAUCUGACCCCGAGGACAGGCCCUCCUUCCAGGAAUGCCAACCAAAAACCGAAGAAGCCUUCCUUCUAGUGCGGAACAAGAUAGGUGCCUCUGUCACCAUGGUAAAGGAGUUUCUGUCUGAGCACAGGAGCAGCAGCAGGACAUUAUCUGCCCCAGAGUCAGGCCAAGGAGGAAUACAAAUGGAUGGCCUUGGGAGAGCCACAGGACGCCGGCGCUCUUAUACUGAUUCCAUGGUUUCUGAGAUGCUAAACAACCUGAAUCUGGAGGAGAACCCCAGUUCUGUUGCUGAAAAAUGUGCAAGCCUUACUGAGAGAAGCAGGGCACAGGGAGAGCAGACUCAGCAUGCUAGGACGGCAGGGACAUCUUCAGAUUCAAUGGCCCAACCUGCUCAAACUCCACAGACCUCACCUUUCAGAAACCAGGUGCCCAACCCCACUUUGACUGGAACCUUAGGUCCUGGACCCCAUGGGAAUCAGGGAGCUGAGAGACAUGACAUGAACUGGUUCUCCAGGGCCCCAGGGCCAAAUCCAACAGCAGGGACACCGUCUAUUAACUUAAGUCACUGCUCUGCAGUGCAGAUUGGACACUACAACCGGAUGACUAUGCCACAGAGACCUACCUUGUCCAGCCAAGACCUGCCACCUUCGGGCAUGGGUAGGGGCCGGCAGCACCCCUGACCCCUGGCUUCAAAAGAAGGCUCCAAAGAACUUGAACCCUGGAGCGGGCCACAGGGCCAGUAUAACCAUAGUGGGAAUUCAAGCACCUUCUAAGCUGCCUCCAGAGGUUGAGGAAGAGCACCACGCCUUGUGGCCCCCUACUUCCUUCAAGGACAGUCCUGCCUGCACCCAGACUGACUGUGAUCUGCCCCCCAGAUCCAUAAAUGUGAACCAAUAAAUGUGAUGAAAUGUUA